AUGAUAUCAAGUGUGACUGCUGCUGCGGCAUUUGCAGUUAGUGCUGCUGGAGAGGGCAGUUCAUUCAUGGAUCUUGAAGGGCCCAGCUCCACUUUCUUUGAUUAUGAAGACUAUCUCGAUCCAAGAGAGGAAAAUGAAGAUAUAAAUAAUUUAAAACCCAAGAGCGAUCAAGACCACAAACCGCCAGAACCUGUACACCGUGGGAAAAAAUUUUUUGAAAAGCUUGCUGAAGUUGCGGAAAAUCUGGGUUCUAAUUCCGAUAAUAUAACGAGUUUUGUAGAUCAGGCUAGUAUGGAUCAUGCUGCUCGCCUUAUCGAUUCAUUUAUUGCACAAACCAACAUUGUAAUGAGGGAUGUGAGCCUUCGUAUUGAACUUCCGCUUUGCUUACCGGGUGUUCAUCGCGCUUCUGGUCUCAGUCUUCACAUAGGCAAAAUAGCCUUUUCUAAUCAAAGUUCUGCGAGCGGCGAAAUUAGUGGCUCUCACAGCUCAAAUUCCUUUACCCAAAACUUUGAUCCUUGUCAUUCCUCCGAAACGCCUGGAACACAAAGCUCCAAUUUUGACCCUUCGGAUGGAACUAACUCUUCAAAAAACAAUACGCUUCGUGGAUUUUGGUCUUGGAUCUGGGGUUCUCAGCAAGAAAAGAAUACUGCUAAAUCAAGUCAAAGAGCGGGAUCUCAGCCGACUUCAAGUGAGUGCAUAUUGCUUCGACAUAAUGAGAGCGACACAGAUUUUUUUAAGUAUUCUUUUAAAAUCCGCUUUUUAACAUGUGGACCGCCAAUUUCCUCUAGAUCAUUUUUUAUUUAUAACUGA
Messenger RNA from Protopolystoma xenopodis, 810 nucleotides. NCBI's taxonomy places the organism in Eukaryota, Metazoa, Platyhelminthes, Monogenea, Polystomatidea, Polystomatidae. The record is from the annotation of a GenBank genome assembly.